UUCGCUUCCCUUCCCCUGAACUUGGUCUCAAUGGCGGCCCACCCCCCGCUGACACGGAGCUUGUGCGUCUGGGCCUCCCUGCCCACGGAGGCGCGAUCCUCUUUUCUGUUCUAAAGAACUUGGCCUCACGGCCUCCAGCGCCCGGCACUGAGGUUUCUGAUGUUUCCGUCGUCUGCUUCCUGGGUGACGUUCAGAUCCCGGUUGUCUCCGCUUCUAAGGUUCUGGCUUUUCCAAACCCAGAAGGCAGUGCAUGAAGCCAGGGGACAUCAGCCAUGCUCCAAACAACUUGGCCUCAGGAGCUGGUGACCUUUGAGGAUGUGGCCAUGUACUUCACCCAGAAUCAGUGGGCCAGCCUGGACUCUGUGCAGAGGGCCCUGUACAGGGAGGUGAUGCUGGAGAAUUAUGCAAACAUGGCUUCCUUGGUAUCAUUUCCAUUCCCCAAACCUGUUCUGAUCUCCCAGCUGGAGAAUGGGGAAGCGCCUUGGAGCCCAGAUCCCUGGGAAGCAGAGGUUUUGAGAAGUAUCUGUCCCGAUGGUGAGUCCUGGAUCAAGAAUGAAGAGCCAGGUAUUAAGCAGGAAGUCUGUGAAGAAACAGAAUUGCACAGAAUGCCAGUAGGAGGACUUCUCCGGAAUGUUUCUCAGCACUUUGAUUUUAAAAGCAAGGCAAUGAGGCGAACUUUCAGUCCAAAUCCUAAUCUGAUAUUUCGAGGUGGAAUGAAGUUCUAUGAAUGUAAAGAAUGUGGGAAAAUCUUCAGAUAUAACUCCAAACUUAUUCGGCAUCAGAUGAGUCAUACUGGGGAAAAGCCCUUCAAGUGUAAGGAAUGCGGCAAAGCUUUCAAGUCUAGCUAUGACUGUAUUGUGCACGAGAAAAAUCACAUUGGAAAAGGGCCCUAUGAAUGUAAAGAAUGUGGCAAAGGUUUAAGCUCCAACACAGCCUUGACUCAACAUCAAAGAAUCCAUACUGGAGAGAAACCCUAUGAGUGUAAGCAGUGUGGAAAGGCUUUUCGCAGGAGUGCAGCCUAUCUUCAGCAUCAGCGAUUACACACUGGGGAGAAACUCUAUAAAUGUAAGGAAUGUUGGAAAGCUUUUGGUUGUAGAUCGCUUUUUAUUGUUCAUCAGAGAAUUCAUACUGGAGAGAAACCCUACCAAUGUAAGGAGUGUGGCAAGGCAUUCACUCAGAAAAUAGCCUCCAUUCAGCAUCAGAGAGUUCACACUGGGGAGAAGCCUUAUGAAUGUAAAGUGUGUGAAAAAGCCUUCAAAUGGUAUGGAAGCUUUGUCCAGCAUCAGAAAUUGCACCCCGUAGAGAAGAAGCCCGUCAAAGUUCUUAGGCCAUCCCUGAUCAGUCCCCAGUGUCCCUCUCCAAACUUAUCUCUUAUUUCUCUCCAGGGUUCGUGCUCUUCUCCAGCUUUGACAGUGCCUUCACUGACCUUUCCACAUGCUGUGCUCAUUCCUACCUCUGGGCCUUUGUUUAUGCUGCUGCCCACUUCAGGAAUACCUUCUUCACCUGUCCAAAUAGUACAUGUCUUUCAGGGUGUGAAGCCUUCCCCAGUCAUUGUGACCCCUACUUCUCACCCACCAUGAGCCUUAUCUUGGUGCUCCUGUGGCACUCCUCAGAAAAUCUCCAACCCAAUUUGAAUUUCAUUUGCAUUUUUUCUCCCCUCGUGUGUUAAAACUGCAUCAGCUUAAAUUGCAUUGCAGUCUGCUUAUAUUUAAAAACUGUAUUUAUGUAAUAUACUCUCUUUUCUUCUGGGUAGAAAAAUGGAAAUACUUGACCCUUGCAAUAGUCCCAUUUAGGCUUGAACAGUAAUGGCUGUGCCUGCAUUGUGGGGUGCCUGGUGUUAAAACUGCUGGGAGUACUCUUUGGACGGGAAAUUCCUGUAUUAGGCCAUUGUGAGAAGCAGCCUGGGAGAAACAGGAGGAGCCAUGUAGGACCUGUGGGAGUAGAGAAAUGGAAUAAGUUAGAAAUUGUUUAGUGGGCCAGUGGCUAGGUGGUAUAUUAAUGCAAUUGAAGUUGUGUUGUCCUUGUCAUGCGUCAUUGAGGAUCUCAUACAUCUAUGCAAAAGAGCAUGUGAAAUAACCAGUUUAAAAAAAAAUGUAUGUAUUUAAAGCAAUGAUAGCAAUCAUUUACAUGAUUGAUAAUGAUCAUGUAAAAUCAUGUCUUAAAACAUAAAGGAGGUUUUUUUUUUUCUUUUGCUCUUGAUGUCUAGUUUUUUGGGGGGACAGGAAGCAGACUUUAUUUUACUUUUUGAACAAACUUUUUAUUUUAGAAUAGAUUUAGAUUUAUAGAAAAGUUGUCAAGGUUCUACAGAGUUUCCGUAUACCCUGCACCCAGUUUCCCUUUUAUUAACCUCCUACAUUGGUAUGGUACAUUUGUGAAAAUUAAUGAACCAGUAUUGAUACGUUAUUGCUAAUUAAAGUCCAUGAUUCAGAUUUCCUUAGUUUUACCUAAUGUCCUUCUUUCUGUUCCAGGAUCCCAUCCAGGAUACCACAUUACAUUUGGUAGGCAUGUCUCCCUAGGUUCCUCUUAUCUAUGAGUUUCCUAGUCUUUCCUUAUUUUUGAUGACAAAGUUUUGACAGUUUGGUGGAAUACUGGUCAGGUAUUUUGUAAAAUGCCCUUCAGUUGGGGUGUGCCUGAUUUUUUUUUCUCCUACAAUUAGACUGGGGAUUUGGGUUUUUGGGAGAAAGAUCACAAAGGUGAAGUGCCAUUUUCAUCAUAUCGUAUCGUAUCAUAUCACAUACAUAAUAUCAACAUGACUUACCACUGUUGAUGUCGACUUCAAUCACCUGGCUGAGGCAGUGUUUGUCAUAUUUCUCCACUAUAGAGUUAUUCUUUCUUUCCCCUUUUCCGUACUGUAUUGUUUAGUUAAUAUGUACACUCCACACUUAAGGAGUGGGGAGUUAUGCCCCAUCUCCUUGAAGGCAGAGCUCAAUCUCCUUGAGGGCAGAGUAUCUACAUAAAUUAUUUGGAAUUCUUUUGCAAGGGAGAUUAGUCUAUUCUGGGGG
Choloepus didactylus (southern two-toed sloth) is the source of this 3002-nucleotide messenger RNA. It is a transcript of the gene ZNF621, whose product is annotated as zinc finger protein 621. The record is from RefSeq and is a predicted model, not a curated record. The coding region runs from base 273 to 1580 and encodes 435 amino acids. The transcript is spliced from 5 exons. Lineage: Eukaryota; Metazoa; Chordata; Mammalia; Pilosa; Megalonychidae. Gene Ontology annotation, biological process: regulation of transcription by RNA polymerase II. Gene Ontology annotation, molecular function: RNA polymerase II cis-regulatory region sequence-specific DNA binding; DNA-binding transcription factor activity.